This is a messenger RNA of Rhinichthys klamathensis goyatoka, 515 nucleotides long. RefSeq names its product 60S ribosomal protein L13a-like. Gene Ontology annotation, molecular function: structural constituent of ribosome; mRNA binding. NCBI's taxonomy places the organism in Eukaryota, Metazoa, Chordata, Actinopteri, Cypriniformes, Leuciscidae. Gene Ontology annotation, cellular component: cytosolic large ribosomal subunit; ribosome. Gene Ontology annotation, biological process: translation; negative regulation of translation. The record is from RefSeq and is a predicted model, not a curated record.
UGGCAUGUGUUUGUGCAGUGAAGUAUUUGGCCUUCCUCCGCAAGAGGAUGAACACCAACCCUUCCCGUGGACCAUAUCACUUCAGAGCCCCCAGCAGAAUCUUCUGGAGGACAGUAAGAGGUAUGCUCCACAAAACCAAGAGAGGUCAGGCUGCUCUGGACAGGCUGAAGGUUUUUGAUGGGAUCCCACCUCCUUAUGACAAGAGAAAGCGUAUCGUCGUCCCAGCUGCUCUCAAGAUUGUGCGUCUGAAGCCCACACGCAAGUUUGCCCUGCUUGGAAGAUUGGCCCAUGAAGUUGGCUGGAAGUACCAGGCCAUCACCACCACCCUGGAGGAGAAAAGGAAGGAAAAGGCCAAGCUGUGUUAUUCCAAGAAGAAAAUUCAGAUCAAGCUCACCAAGCAGGCAGAAAAGAACGUUGAAAGCAAGAUCGCCAAAUACACUGAUGUUUUUAAACAGUAUGGUGUCCUUGUUUGAGCUGUUCCUGCAGCCAGUUGAAAUAAAUGUUUAUAGAACCUA